Messenger RNA from Manis javanica (Malayan pangolin), 4312 nucleotides. It is a transcript of the gene RUNX3, whose product is annotated as RUNX family transcription factor 3. The record is from RefSeq and is a predicted model, not a curated record. Gene Ontology annotation, biological process: ossification; chondrocyte differentiation; regulation of cell differentiation. Lineage: Eukaryota; Metazoa; Chordata; Mammalia; Pholidota; Manidae. Gene Ontology annotation, cellular component: nucleus. Gene Ontology annotation, molecular function: DNA-binding transcription factor activity, RNA polymerase II-specific; RNA polymerase II cis-regulatory region sequence-specific DNA binding; ATP binding.
GUGAGCCCCGUUCAUUCAUUCCCCGUGGUGCUGAUGCUGGGCCUGGCUCUGCUCUCGCUGCCCUGGAGCUCCGGCGCCCUGGCUGCCGAAGGCCCCUUCCCGCCGUCUAAUGAUACACUCUGCAUACGCUUCUGUUGAAAAUUUGUGGCUAGACAUUCCUGUGGGACCGGGAAUCCAAAUUCUUGGGUACAAACAGAAACUUACUUUCCUUGGGGAUUUUUUUUCCUCUCUUGCUCACACACACACUCUCGCGUUCUUUCCUUUUUUCUUUUUCAUAGCAGUAGGGGGAAAAAAGAGACAAAACAAAACAAAAAAACAAACAAAAAGCAACACCACCAUCCCCCCCUUUAUUUUCAAAGUCGCUAGGAAAAAAUAAAACAACAGCCAGCCAAGUCGAUCCCAACCCAACCCCCUGAAGGGCUGAAUCCUCGCCUUCCUCAGAGCGGGGCAUGGCAUCGAACAGCAUCUUCGACUCCUUCCCGACCUACUCGGCGACCUUCAUCCGGGACCCGAGCACCAGCCGCCGCUUCACACCUCCCUCCACGGCCUUCCCCUGCGGCGGCGGCGGCGGCGGCGGCGGCGGCGGAGGCAAAAUGGGCGAGAACAGCGGCGCGCUGGGCGCCCAGGCAGCCGUGGGGCCGGGCGGGCGCUCCAGGCCCGAGGUGCGCUCGAUGGUGGACGUGUUGGCGGACCACGCGGGCGAGCUCGUGCGCACCGACAGCCCCAACUUCCUCUGCUCCGUGCUGCCCUCGCACUGGCGCUGCAACAAGACACUGCCCGUCGCGUUCAAGGUGGUGGCGCUGGGGGAUGUGCCGGAUGGAACGGUGGUGACUGUGAUGGCAGGCAACGAUGAGAACUACUCCGCUGAGCUGCGUAACGCCUCCGCCGUCAUGAAGAACCAGGUGGCCAGGUUCAAUGACCUUCGCUUCGUGGGCCGCAGUGGGCGAGGAAAGAGUUUCACACUGACCAUCACCGUGUUCACCAACCCCACCCAAGUGGCCACUUACCACCGAGCAAUCAAGGUGACUGUGGAUGGACCCCGGGAGCCCAGACGACACCGGCAGAAGCUGGAGGACCAGACCAAGGCAUUCUCCGACCGCUUUGGGGACCUAGAACGGCUGCGCAUGAGGGUGACACCCAGCACGCCCAGCCCCCGCGGCUCCGUCAGCACCGCAAGUCACUUCAGCAGCCAGGCCCAGACCCCCAUCCAAGGCACCUCGGACCUGAACCCUUUCUCUGACCCGCGCCAGUUCGACCGCUCCUUCCCAGCGCUGCCGGCCCUCACGGAGAGCCGCUUCCCUGACCCCAGGAUGCAUUACCCUGGGGCCAUGUCAGCCGCCUUCCCCUACAGUGCCACGCCCUCGGGCACCGGCAUCAGCAGCCUCAGCGUGGCAAGCAUGCCAGCCACCAGCCGCUUCCACCACACCUACCUCCCGCCGCCCUACCCUGGGGCCCCGCAGAACCAGAGCGGGCCCUUCCAGGCCAACCCAUCCCCCUACCACCUCUACUAUGGUGCGUCCUCCGGCUCCUACCAGUUCUCCAUGGUGGCCGGCAGCAGUGGUGGGGGUGACCGCUCACCCACCCGCAUGCUGGCCUCCUGCACCAGUAGCGCCGCCUCAGUCGCCACAGGCAACCUCAUGAACCCCAGCCUGGGUGGCCAGAGUGACAACGUGGAGGCUGAUGGCAGCCACAGCAAUUCGCCCACUGCCCUGAGCACACCGGGCCGCAUGGACGAGGCUGUGUGGCGGCCCUACUGACCGCCCGGUCAAAGUGAACUGCGCUCGCCGGAGGCAGGGACUCCAGGGGCCUCUCCAGUGAGUGGCCAGCCCAGCUCGCAGGCUCAGGACAGGCAUGGGACGUAGGCUCCAGGGCAGUUGCGGGCUCAGGGGCCACGGGUCCUGGGGCCCGGAGCUGGUGUGUGGCUCUGAGAGCAGCAGUCCAGUCGCAUCUCUGUACAGAGGGGUAGGGACCUCCCCAAGGACACCACCCCCAGCCCAGAUCCGAGUCACCUCAUCCCACAUUCAUGUGGGAGAAGUCUCCUCCACCCGCCACCUACCCUGCAAUGACCUGGCUGUCCCCAGCUGUGCCCAGCACUAUCACAGGGCCCAGGUCUCCUGGGACAGAGCAUCUCUGUUCUGGAGAGGUGGCAUUUGCCCACACAGCUUGGCCUCUUAUCCACAGAAAGAACUCCCCACCCCCCACCUCCUCAGAAGCUCUGUGUGGCCCCAGCCCUCCUCCACAUUUACACAAACUGAACUGGAAGCCCCCCCGUACCCACCCUUCCCCUGGCCGAGGGGAUUCCCUCACUGUAUAGAUGGGGAAGGAACCCAUCCAGAGAACCUAAUAAAUCACUGGCAAGAAUGGGAUGAGGACCCCACCAAGCCAGUCCCCUCAGCUCUGCUUCCCCCAAAUUCCUAACUACAAAGAAGCCCCUGUCCCCAUCCUAGUAUGUGUGGGUCCCAGGCCCCUGGGUAGAUAGCCAAUGGCAGCAGGUGCCCCAGACCAGGACAGGCACCUGCAGACGGGUCAUCCGUGCACUUUAGCAGCCCAAGGCAUUCAGCCUCUGUUCUCAUGGUGUGGGCUGGGGUCCCCUUCCCCCUUGGCAGGUCUGUAAGUUGCUGGUUUUUGAAAGCACAGGGACCAUAUAGGUUCUAGUGGAAAUCAUUGCCGGGAGGGCCCUGGGGUCAGGUGUCAGCACCCCUGUCCCACCUAGGUCCAGCCAAGUGGUGCACAUCCCCAGUCCCUGGCCUCGUGGGCAGGUCCGGCCCAGCCUCCCCACUUCUGACCCACAAGUCUCCAUCUGUCGCCAGUCUAUGCUCCAAAAGCAGUCCUGAACAAAAACCAGUUUUUAAAGCUGAGUUUAGAAAAAGAAGAAGCUCAAACAUCUUCAAACACACAGUCUCUUACAGGUAAAGCCUCUGAGAGUGAAUAAUACUCUGCUCUCUUCUGAGAGUGUGGAAUUAGGAUCCCCGUACCUCAGCGGGUCACAUUCCUUCAGCAGCAUCUUACCAACGUCCACCAAAGGCUGACCCUGGCAGGGCCCAAGGGAGAGGCUGAAUCUCGCUUCUGGGGCUUCUAGACGUUUGUCCAGGCAGAUGUCUGGUGUUCUGGUGGAGGUGGGUGGGAUGUGAGGGGCAGAGGGCAGUGGCUGCAGAGUGGCAGAACGGGGAGCCAUGAGGGGCUCACCAGCCUCUGCUCGGCCCUCCUGUGCUCAGAGAUGAAGUGUCGCCCCUUUGGUCUGCAGAUGGCUAAGUGGGCCUUGCCCAUGGGUUCCAGCUGUGUGGAUUCUUGUGUAUGAAUUCUUUGGUUCUAGAAAGCUUACAUGGAAAAGGCUAACAAAACUCUCCUAAGGGCUGGAGAGCAUAUGGUUUUUUGUCAUUGUUUUCACCACAUCCUCCAUGGCUGUGGCAAUCUCCCCUUCAAAAUGCUCAGUGGUUGUGUUAUGGUACCUGGCCUGCCAUGCCACCUGCAACCUGUAACAGCCAGAUAGGCGCACCGGAUACAUCCUCUGGCAGGUGAGGAGGUCUGUCUGGUGGUGGUACUCAAACUCGCCUGCUGCAGUUUCUCUUGUCCUCCCCUUGCUGGGAAAAGCAGUCUCCAUCUCUUCAGAAUCGCUGCUGGGAGUGUCCUGCUGACUCCUACACAGCGGGGCUCUCCACCCCUUCUCAGGAAGCAGCUACAAACGUCGCCCUCGCACCUUCUUCACUCCUGUUCUGUGGUUGUAGGCUGACCCCAGGCCUGUGUGGGAGGCACCCUUGGGUCCCCAGGGCCCAGCACUUUGUAGCCCCACCCCAGAUUACUACCCCUUCCCGAUACCCAAGUCCUGGUAGGGGCAGGGACAGGAAAUAAAUUGACCCCCCUGCCUGACCCCCUUAAAAACGUGAUGGCAGCCGUGCCGAGUCUGUAAGACCCAUAGUGGGUACGGACAGCCUGGGACGGUAGAAAUGGGUCCUUAUUUACAAGGCUGCUUUAAAGUUGUACCGGACAAACACUGAUUUAGAAAGCACAAGAAAACUAAGGGGUUUUGAUACCAUAUUAUUGUCAGCCUGGUGGUGGUGGGUUCAGAUCCUUUGUGACAUAUUGUCAUGCUGAGGUGUUAAUACCUGCUACACUCAAUCUUCACAGAACCAUCCCAGAGCUGGGAAGAGGGUGGGAGGGGUGGAAACUGCUUUGCACUAUAAUUUUGCUUGGUGUGUUUAUUUUUAAUGCACAACUUGCUUGUACAGUAAAUUGUCUUCUGUACUAUUUAACUGUAAGAUGGAAUUUUGACUGAUUUGUUACAAUAAUAUAACUCUUGAGAUGUGUUGAAGGA